This is a messenger RNA of Eurytemora carolleeae, 5840 nucleotides long. It is a transcript of the gene LanB2, whose product is annotated as laminin subunit gamma-1. Bases 85 to 5217 code for a protein of 1710 amino acids. The record is from RefSeq and is a predicted model, not a curated record. The transcript is spliced from 22 exons. NCBI's taxonomy places the organism in Eukaryota, Metazoa, Arthropoda, Copepoda, Calanoida, Temoridae.
UUUAAGAUAAUGUAAAAAAUGUAAGUUUCUCUAUAGUUCUCUUGUCUACUGAUAAACUGGACCAGAAAUAAUGCACUAAUCAGGAUGUGGUUUCUACUCGUAUCUGCAAGUUUGGUGAGUACAGUCUGGGCUCAAAGCCAAAUAUUUGAAAAUGAACGAAAUGAAGGAAGCCCCUGCUAUGCUACUCUUGAGGAUGGAUCUGAGGAUCUAAGUAAACCUAUCAGAUGUUCUCCACCUUUCCAAAAUGUUGUCUCAGAAGCAGAAGUACGGGUUGACCCUCCUCAGAUGACCUGUGGUGUAAUGCAAGGGGCCCCUACAAGAUUUUGCCUACAAACUGGAGGUUUCUACCGAGAAUGUGACGAGUGUAAUGCCUAUAUACCAGAAAAGAAUCAUAAUGCUACUUAUCUCACGGAUACUCACGCUGAUGUAAACCAGAAAGCGUAUGAUAUUGUCUGUAUUCCAGAGAAAGCGUAUGAUGUUGUCUAUAUUCUAGAGAAAGCGUAUUAUAAAGUCUAUAUUCUAGAGAAAGCGUAUGAUAUUGUCUGUAUUCUAGAGAAAACGUAUGAUAUUGUCUAUAUUAUAGAGAAAGCGUAUGACAUUGUCUAUAUUCUAGAGAAAGCGUAUGAUAUUGUCUAUGUCCGACUGAAGUUCCAUUCGCCAAGACCUGAGAGUUUUGCAAUCUAUAAGAAAAAUAGGAGAGAACCUUACAAAGAUGAUCCAUACCAUAACGAAGACUGGAUUCCUUGGCAGUACUAUAGUACAACAUGUAGAGAUACAUACGGGGUGCCAGAAUCUCUUUCUAUUAUACAGCCUAGAGAUGGAAAAACAAAGGUUAUGGAAGACCGAGCUCUGUGUACAAGUGAGUACUCAGAUAUCUCUCCUCUAACUGGAGGAAAUGUUGCCUUCUCUACGCUGGAAGGACGACCUUCAGCUUUUUAUUUUGAUAUCACACCAGAGCUUCAACAGUGGGUUUCAGCCACAGAUAUCAGAAUUUCCCUUCGACGCUUGAACACUUUCGGAGACGAGGUGUUUGCAGACUCUAAGGUGUUGCAGUCCUAUUACUACGGUAUUACACAUUUCACCGUGGGCGGAAGGUGUCAGUGUAACGGGCACAGUAACGUCUGCAUACCAGACCCAGAGGAUGGAGGUAUGAUGUGCCUAUGCCAGCAUGGGACGGAUGGUAAGAACUGUGACUCCUGUUUGCCAGAUCACUGGGAUAGACCCUGGAGAAGAGCAACUGCUGAAAAUGCAUGGGAAUGCAAACCUUGUGACUGUAAUGGGUGGAGUACUAGAUGCAGGUUUAAUGAGCAACUCUAUACUCAGACUGGGAGUGGAGGGGAGUGCAUGGAGUGCUCUGGAAACAGGGAUGGGCCACACUGUGAGAGAUGUCUACCCUAUCACUAUAUAUCUCCUGUAAAAGAUGUCCAAGGCCGUCAACCCUGUGAAUCCUGUGAUUGCAACCCAGAAGGUUCCGUUGAUCUGCAGUGUUCAAUAGACGGUAAAUGUUCCUGCAAACCUGGAGUUAUUGGAGAUAAGUGUGAUCAGUGUGCGGCAAAUUACUGGAGCUUCCCAACUGCGGCAGAUCAAGGAUGCAAAGCAUGUAAUUGUCUAGUUGAAGGCAGUUUAGAUAACUCACCUAAGUGUGCUGUAGACACUGGUAAAUGUAAUUGUAAACAGAAUAUUGAAGGUCAACGCUGUGACAGAUGUAAGCCUGGACAUUUUGAGAUCUCGUCUGAUAAUAAGUUUGGUUGUACUCCAUGCUUCUGCUACGGGCAUACCUCACAGUGUGAUAAAGCUCGAGGCUUUACCAAGAUGGUCAUUGGAAACGAUUUCUCCAGAAGUGACGGAGAAUGGAAGAGUAUUGAAGGAGAUCAAAUAACUCCACUCAAGUUCGAUGGAUUUGCCAAACUGAUCGGAGUUCAGUCCCUGCAGGAAACAGCCUUCUUCCUGGCCCCACAGAAGUUCUUGGGAGAUCAGCGAGCCGUUUACAAUCAUCAGCUCAGGUUUAAGCUGAGAAUAGGAGCUGAAGAUGCAGGUGCGCGGCCUUCGGUAGAGGACAUCAUCAUUGAAGGAAGUGGAAAAAUUCCACUAAAGAUCUCACUUUCGAUCACAGAGCAGAACAAUCCAAUGCCGUCCUAUCAGCUUCAGGAUUAUACAUUUACACUACAUGAGAGCCCGGAGUAUGGUUGGACUCCGUCCCUCAGUGCGGCAGAUUUCAUGGCUGUCUUAUCCAACAUCAAGUCCAUCAAGAUCAGAGGUACAUAUGUCACUUCUGGGAUGGGAUUCCUUGAUGAUGUUCAGAUGGAUUCAGCUGAACUUCGUGGCAGUGGACCACCCGCCAUUUUUGUUGAGAAGUGUGAGUGUCCAAACGGCUAUGAAGGUCAGUUUUGUGAGAGAUGCCAACGUGGUUACUAUCAUGAAAACAAUGGUGGACCUUUUGCCCGCUGUGUUCCAUGCAACUGCAAUGGCCAUUCUGAUUACUGUGACAUAGAGUCCGGGAAGUGUGAGUGUAAUCACAAUACUGAUGGACAUAAUUGUGAGACCUGUUUAGUGGGAUUCUUUGGAGAUGCCAUUCUUGGAACUCCUGAUGACUGUCAGGCCUGUCCUUGUCCUCAGGUUGUAGGUGAGCAAGGUGAAACUAGGAUUGGAGCUUGCUUUGAGAUUCAGGGUGAUCCAAACAGUCCUAUCUGUACUGAGUGCCCAGAGGGACGGGAUGGAACACGAUGUGAGCAGUGUGCUGACGGAUUUUUUGGUGAUCCAGACGGAAGAAACGGAGAGGUUAGAUCCUGUCGGAAAUGUAACUGUAAUGGAAAUGUGGAUGCAAAUGCUCUAGGUAACUGUGACAGGGUAACUGGAGAGUGUUUGAGGUGCAUAGAUGAUACUGCUGGCUUUACUUGUGAAAGAUGUAAAUCAGGAUUCUUUGGAAAUGCAACAGCAGUCAGGAAGAGAGGAGAACCCCAGAAUUGUCAACCUUGUCAAUGUUAUCCUCCUGGAACUCAUCUAGAUACUAACCAAUUACUACCCGUCUGUGACAGCUACACAGGGAAAUGUUCUUGUAAACCUAAUGUUGUGGGUCAUGACUGUGACAAGUGUAAGGAUGGAUACUUCAGGAUUGAUAGCAGCAUGGGCUGUGAUCCUUGUAACUGUGAUCCCAUAGGAUCUAUCAAUGGUACUUGUAAUGUCUACUCAGGUCAGUGUUACUGUAGGCCUGGAGUAACCGGUCUGCGGUGUGAUGUAUGUGAGGCCUAUCAUUAUGGUUUCUCUGUGAAUGGAUGCCAAGCUUGUGAAUGUGACCCAACUGGAUCAACAGAUCUUCAGUGUAAUGAGCUAACUGGUCAAUGUCCCUGUAGGAACAAGGUGGAAGGAAGAAUGUGUGACAGAUGCAUGGAAAAUACCCGGAGUAGGGAUAAUGGAGGUUAUGGAGAAAAGAUUUGUGAACCUUGUGAUGAUUGUUACAAUUUAGUUCAAGAGUCUGCUAAUCAGCAUAGGAGAAACCUUGAAUCUUUAGACAAGUUGCUCCAGCAGAUAGCAGAGAACCCUGAACCUGUUGGGGAUGAUUUUGAAAUCCAAUUGAAGAAACUUCAAGUUCGUGUUAAAACCAUGGUAGCAGAUGCCAAGAUUUCCUCACAGAAUGAGGAAGGAGGAACCCUAAAGGAUCGACUCAAUAACUUGUCAGAUAAGUUAGAUGAAGUUGUCCAGCUAGUGAGUAAUGCAGACAAGCAGUUGGAUGUAGCAAACAAUCAUGGAAACCAAGCUAAGGAUAAUGUUAAGAAGGCAGAGAUGGUUAUCAACAGAGCUAGGGAAGCACUGAAAUCAGCUAAGAACCAGAUGGAUGUAAAAGGUCGUGAAGCCUUGAGAAAAGCCCAAGAGAGAGCUAAGAAAUUUGGAGAAGGAAGUGAAAAGAUGACUCAGAUUGCUGCAGAGGCCAGGCAGUUGAUGGAACAACAAGAAGAGGAUGCUAAUGAAAUCACAAGUAUUGCUGAACAAGCGUAUGAGAUGUCCAAUGACGCAUAUCAGCUUGCAUAUUCUGCUAUGCAGGAGCAGGUUCACAACGCUAACAAGAUUGACACUCUCAAGUAUAAACUGGCAGAGGUUGAGAACAAGCUAAUCACUGUUGAGAAACUCUCAUCUAACACUCUACUAAAAGCAACAGAUGCUUAUGAUGACGCUUUAAAUAUUUAUCAGCAGGUGUUUAAUCUGGAGGUUCCAGUCAUUAACUCUGCCAACUUGGAGAGUCAGGCUCGUCAAAUAUCAGAGGAUUCUAAGAGAAUUAAAGAGGAUGCUCAGAGGCUGAUGGAUGAGUAUAGUCCUCUGGUCCGGAAUACAAUGGAGAAGAGAAUGAACCUGCAGGAUCUUCUGAACAGGGCUAACAUGCAACAGCAGGAGGUGGACAACAGACUGGAGGAUAUGGAGAGACACAGAUCAAGAGCCACUGAAGCUGUACAGCUUGGAAAUAACGUCCUUGAGGACGCCCAGAACACUUUGGAAACCCUGAAGGAUUUUGAAAACCGUGUCAGCAGUAAUAAAGACGCUGCUGAGCAAGCUCUGACCAGAAUCCAGGAUAUUGAGGCUACUAUAAGAAAUGCUAAUGAAAAAACUGAACAAGCAAGCAAACAGCUUAGUGAUGCAGAGAAUAAUUCAAACCUUGCUUUUGAUGUUGCCACAACAUCAAAAGAAAUCGCUGAGAAAGCCUCUGCAACCGCUAAGGGUAUUGUGGCUGAGUCGACUGAAACCCGAAGUGCUGCUUCAAAACUUAAAUCUGAUGCUGAAAACCUUCGGGAUAAGCUGGAGGAAACAACAGUCACAGUUCAGCUUAAGAACGCUACGGCAAUCAAGGAUUCUGAACUAGCCCAGGGAGCAUUGAAGGAGGCAAACCAGGCCCAGACUCAGGCCCAGGAUGCUUCCACCAAGGUUGCUCAGGCAAAGAAGGAGUUGGAGGAGAUAUCUGCAAUUCUUCAAACUGUUGAAGAACCAGAGCCUGGACUGCUAGCGGAUCUAGAAAGACGAGUAUCUGCUGCUGAAUCUAAGUUUCUUGAGGCAGAUCUUGAACUGAGACUGGAGGAACUAGAGCAGGCUAAACAAAAGCAGUAUGUUCUGAACCGGAGUGUAGAGGUUGAAAUAGAACUCCUGGAAUCUGAACUGGAAAAUGUGAAAAGUAUCUCUUCUAUUCUUCCAGAGUCAUGUCCUUCCUCCAAUAGACCCUGUUUAGAGUGCUAAAAUAUCUCUUCUCUAAUACAAUGAGACCCAGAAAACUGUGGAAUAGAAAGACGACUGUUAGACUCAAGAUAUUAUUAUAAUUAGUCCAAGGAACAUGAAACACAGCAUUGAUGCUGUGUUCAGUAUACACAGCCCCAGUUCACUUUAACCGGGGAAAGAAAUUGUUUUUUAGCAGCAUUUGAUUAUCACAAUUCACGGGUUUAUUUAGAUGUCGUCUUCCUAUCCCACAGUGUUGUGGGUCCCGCUGUACAUUGUCUGGAGCACUAAAAUUACAUUUUUUUCAUUUUUUUCUUGUGUGUCAUUUUUUUUACUCCUUUCAAUGUUCAUAAAACUCUUUCCAAUAGCCAAAAAAAAAUUUACCUGUCCCCCUCCCCCUUUCUGCAGGAAGUCCCUUUUCCAUUACACUUUGUUUGUGUAUGCUAAAACUGCUUUAUUUUGACUUGUUUUGCAGCAACUGCCACUUUUCCAGUUUUUGUUUCAUAAAAUAAAAUCUGUAGUUUAAAUAAUAAUGUAUAAGAUCUGCCAUAAUAUAUGAAUAAUGUAAUGUUUGAAUGAUGUAAUUUAAUAUUUUGAAUACUGUACUUUUCUUAUUUCUAAACUUUUACAAUAAAUAAAAUCUUUAA